AUGGGCUAUGACUCGGCUGAGAAGGAGGUCCUAGCUUUGUUGCUGAUGCUCAAGUUUUGUUACACCCAGCUGGCGGGAAAGACACCGCAUGUGCACUCCCGAUUCGUUACACUUGGAUGGGUUCACAAAUCCAAGUCGCUUUUCGGACGAGCGGUGCAAUUUGCGGUGCUGUUGUCACCAUGGCAAUUGGAAGUGCAGCGAUCAUUGAUUACUAAUUUCGUGGAAUUGGACGACUCGCUAGCACUUGUGGCACCGCCUACCAAAGGUUCACCGACCACUCGGACUCAAGUCUGCUGUACGCUCAACUACCACACGACUAUGAAGGCUUUUGUGGUCUCAUGUGAUGGUUCCGCUAAGACAGAGAAGAAUGGUGGCUACGGUUGCUGCUCAUGGAUAGUGUGGAAGCUUCCGGAGUGGCAGAAAACUACGGUGAAUAUGGCACAGCGGCAUGAACCAUGGGGUUGUCGCAGUCAUGGAACAUGGUGUUUAAGACUAAGGCAUCGUUGGAGACUCGAGGUUGGCAAAUCAGCGAUCACUAGGGGUGAUUGCAUGUCGCAAGAAUUCGCUGAUGACACUCCUGAACCGCCACCGAGCUCAAGUCAGUCCGAUAUCUGCAUGUGGUGCUACAACGCAGCGGCUGACUCGCUCGCUCGUGAAGCAUUGGAGUCGAAGGUGUCAAAGGUGGUGCUCAAUGACCACCGUAAGGCUGAGCUCAAGGAGUUGAACAGAAUCCAAGAAAUGAUCUAUGAGCCGUCGUCAGGCGACAUCAAGGUCGAAAACACGGGUUCCGUUAUUUUUUUUCAAAUUCUAGACGGAAAGACACAUCCCACCGAGAACUCGGCAAUGCAGGCGCAACGACCAAGUGCUGAGGUCCGAUACGAAUCAACAGCCGAUGACAUUGACCCAGUUACAGUCCAAGAGAAGCGAAGGCGCCGUAUCGCCCAGGCCCAGGACAAGGAGCUGAGGCGAAAACACCGCGAUGAUUACAAAGAGGCUAGAGAGGCCUGUAAAUGGGCGAACAACAUUGUGCUGUCAAGCGACAAUGUCAUGUAUUACACGGGUGUGAGUAGAAGCAAGGUCGAAGAAAACCUGCCCGAGAUGUCGUUGAGGGUCGUGGUGCCAACCACAAUGAUCCAAGGAGUGCUACAUAACUGUCAUGACUCCAUCGAAGGAGGGCAGCAAGAUGUGGAGAAACAUGUGAAAUCAUUCCUCGACUGCAGCUCGAGUAAGAGCUUGCCGCAGCUCAAGGACUACUCACCUGGCAAUAUGCUCGCAGAGCGACAAUUCCAGGUGAUGUCAAUGGACUUUGUGAUCCCUCUGCCGAGAACUCGUCGAGGGAACACUGCCCUGUUGUUAUGGCAGUGCUCGUUUACUGGGUUUGUGGUUGCUAAAGCGAUGUCGGAUACCGAUGCCCUGACGGUGGCCAAGGUGUUCGAGGAAUGCAUCUAUAGACGAUUUGGUGCACCGUCUCUUAUUCGUCAUGACCGAGACCCCCGCUUUAUAAGCGAUGUCUUCCAAGCCUUCGCUGAAUUAAUACAAGCGCGGUCCUAUCGCCCACAAGCAAAUGGACAGCAAGAGCGAUCGGUCAAGAUAGUGAUGCCGUCGGUCAAGGUCUAUGUGGAGGACCCGUUGCAGCAAGACUGGGAUGAGAUCGCUGAGCGACUAGUCUUUGCGAUCAACAACACUUAUGAUAUGACCAGCUACGAGCAAUGA
Messenger RNA from Phytophthora megakarya, 1713 nucleotides. Lineage: Eukaryota; Oomycota; Peronosporomycetes; Peronosporales; Peronosporaceae. The record is from the annotation of a GenBank genome assembly.